Messenger RNA from Heterostelium album PN500, 243 nucleotides. RefSeq lists its product as uncharacterized. The record is from RefSeq and is a predicted model, not a curated record. The transcript has 4 exons. Bases 1 to 243 code for a protein of 80 amino acids. Lineage: Eukaryota; Evosea; Eumycetozoa; Acytosteliales; Acytosteliaceae.
AUGUGGUUGUUGCCAGCUCAGCUAUCUCUAGCAAUCAGAUAUACGAUGACAGCCCGAAGACCAUAUCAAUCUGACACCCUUUUAGGACGAGGGUCUCUAUAUAACAUCAUAGCUGGAUAUUGUUAUACUAAAUUUUGUCAAAAUUAUGAUUUGAUAAACAGUCAUUUAAAUGAUACAUUGAAUUGCUCUGUAAAACCAACAAAAGGUUUAGAUCGUAUUACAGUUGAACAGAAAGAGUUUUAA